AUGGCCACCAACAACUUCAAUCCCGAUGACAGCAUCCUAUCUGGGAUUCCUAUGAUCAAGAAUUCCAUCACCAAUUUGGAGACUGCAAUUAAAGAAAAAUGCAAUGUAAUCUCAAAUAAUUUCACAACUUGCACGUUCAGCAUCCACCUGGAUACCCUCACCGCUGGUUCCCCAGAAAACGUUCUGGUUCGCCUAGAGUCUUCGAGCGAGCAUUUCACAACAGUCGCCGCCCUCCAGAAACUCGCCAGUGUACAAUUGCCUGAACUUGUACCCCAAGUCCUGGAUCUCGGUAUAACCUACACCGCCCAGGGUCAGAGACUUGAAUAUUCGGUCACUGAAUUCAUCUCGGACGCCGUCACUCUUGAGCAAGAGUGGGACAAGCUUGAUGGCUCUCAACAGAAAGAUUUAAUGAGUUCAAUUAUUACCACAAUCUCCAAGCUGCAGAGUCUCACCUUAGAUAGUGAGCAUUCCCGGGAAAUCUUGCAAGAAACUCGCUUCUACCGCGACGGAAAGAUGGCCUUGAUUGGUGGUCCGGAGCUUGGAUAUCACUCCGACAUGGCAGGAUUUCUAGCGAAACUUGCGGGUGACGCUACUCCCGCUAAAACCAAUUUCAGUGUCACAAAGACUCCCGACAGCUUCAUCGUCGACUCUGAACUGGAACAUGUCGAACGAGUCGAGUUGACUAGUUCUGACCUCGCCGAACUCGCGAAGCAAGUCGUUUUCUGCCACGAUGAUCUCGAGCCUCGUAACAUCCUCAUCAAGCGCGAUACUGGAAACACUGGAAAGUGGAAGAUAGCCGCCAUCAUCGAUUGGGAGAUGGCCGGCUUCUUUCCUUUUGCAUACGAGAGUGGUCACAAAGACGCAGUGUUGGGAUCCUCUAACCUGCACUUUAGUUACUAUACACUCUUUAAAGAACAGUCGCAGCAUUUGUUGUCUGGGGGUGAAUCAGCCAUUAAGCUUUUGGAGGCACUACGAGCGAUAGACGUGUCGAAGAAGAGUUGCCCAACAAAGAAUGUCGGUCGGCGUUUCCAGGCAAGGUGGCUGGGGAGGGAAAAGGUUGAGUUGUCUUCAGAUGUUCGACUCGGAUGGGUCCGGAAGGUAGAUGCUGGAGACGUCGGCGUCUACACAAAGCAAGAUAACAACGAUCUUGAAAUGGAAAUUCUUAAAGAAUUGGGAUAUGUCUAA
Molecule: messenger RNA, 1185 nt
Organism: Fusarium poae
Lineage: Eukaryota; Fungi; Ascomycota; Sordariomycetes; Hypocreales; Nectriaceae
Exons: 1
Coding region: 1-1185 (394 amino acids)
Source: RefSeq, a predicted model, not a curated record